AUGGGUAAGAAAAUGGUCACACAUUGUGGAGGACUACCAUUAGCCGUUAAAGUGUUGGGAGGCUUGUUAGCUAAUAAAACCAUGGUUGAAGAGUGGAAAAGAGUAGAUGACAAUAUUCAAAGUCAGAUAGUUCGCAUAGAUGACAAAAGUCAAGAUUCUGUGUACCGAGUAUUGUCUAUGAGCUAUGAAGAUUUGCCAAUGCAGUUAAAGCAUUGCUUCCUCUACCUAGCUCAUUUUCCUGAAGAUGACAAGAUACAAGUGGACAGAUUAUAUUAUCUAUGGGCAGCAGAAGGCAUAAUAAAGUCAAGUGGCGAUGGAGAAACCACUUGGGAAAUUGGAGAAUACUACAUAGACGAGCUAGUACGGAGAAAUAUGAUUAUUGGAGUAAAAGAGGAUUUGAGUUGCAGAUGGGAGUAUUGUCAAAUGCAUGACAUGAUGAGAGAAGUAUGUUUAUAUAAAGCCAAAGAAGAGAACUUUCUUCAGUUUAUCGAAGUCCCUACUUCUUCCAUCUCCACCAUCAAUGCUCAUACUCCUACCAGAUAUCGCAGACUCGUAGUACACGGUGGUGGUAAUGCAUUUGAUAUGCUGGGAUCAACUUGUGGAAGCAGUCAGCUCAAGGACUCAGAAAUUUACAAUUACUUAGGGUCUUACAUCUGA
Brassica rapa (field mustard) is the source of this 657-nucleotide messenger RNA. Its product is annotated as probable disease resistance RPP8-like protein 2. Gene Ontology annotation, biological process: defense response to other organism. The record is from RefSeq and is a predicted model, not a curated record. NCBI's taxonomy places the organism in Eukaryota, Viridiplantae, Streptophyta, Magnoliopsida, Brassicales, Brassicaceae. Gene Ontology annotation, molecular function: ADP binding.